Molecule: messenger RNA, 3326 nt
Organism: Nelumbo nucifera (sacred lotus)
Lineage: Eukaryota; Viridiplantae; Streptophyta; Magnoliopsida; Proteales; Nelumbonaceae
Product: putative disease resistance protein At1g50180
Biological process (GO): defense response to other organism
Molecular function (GO): ADP binding
Source: RefSeq, a predicted model, not a curated record
CUGUACAAGGUCGGCAGCUUCUUAAUUUGUAAUCAUAGAACUCCCAUCACCAAACUCAUCAGUUUUCAGUUCGUUCGUAUGGUUUUCCUUCUUUUAGUUUCAAGAGGAGACGAGACAGAAGGAGCGAUCGAUGGCAGCCUCGGUUGUUUCUGCUGUAACAAAACUUGGUGAACUGCUCAUUCAAGAAGCUGUUUUCCUGUCCGAUGUGAGAGAACAAGUUGAAGAGCUGCAAAAUGAACUUGAGCGGAUGCGAUGCUUCUUGAAAGAUGCAGAGGCGAAGCAAUUAAAUGAUGAAAGGGUCCACAACUGGGUUCGGGAGAUCAGAGAGGUUGCUCACGAAACGGAGGAUGCCGUUGACACCUACAUCUACCAGAAAGCAUCAAACAAAUUUGGAAGAGAAGGAUGGACGGGCGCCCCAAAGAGGUUCUUUUGCAUAGUUAGCGAUUUGAUCGAUCUCCACAGAUUUGGAAAGAAGUUUGGAAAAAUAAAGAAUAAGAUCACUAGCAUAUCUGAAAGUCGACCAAUUUUCGGCAUCCAAAAUAUCGAAGACAAAAGAGAAGGAUCGAGCUCUUCAGCCGAGAUGCAGCAGCAACUGAGACGAACCUACUCACAUGUUGUGGAAGAGGAUGUCACAGGCUUGGAACAAGACACAAAGAAACUGGUGGCCAAGUUGGUCCACGAGGAGGAGGAGGAGGGACGACAGUUCGUGGUCUCUAUUGUUGGUAUGGGCGGUCUGGGAAAGACUACUUUGGCCAAGCAAAUCUAUCAUCAUGAUGAAGUAAAGCGCCACUUUGAUUGUUAUGCUUGGAUUUUCAUAUCCCAGCGACCCAGAUUCAGAGAUAUAUUGCUGAAGAUUCUGAAAGAUGCCAUUUAUCUAAGCGACAACAAGAAGAAGAUGAUGGAAACAUUAAACGAAGAUGAGCUGGUGCGGAUGCUUUAUAGAAUGCUUCAAACAAAAUUAUAUCUAGUGGUUCUCGAUGAUUUAUGGAAAAAGGAGGAUUGGGAUCGUCUAAGGCCUGCAUUUCCAAAAGGGAAGACGGGAAGUAAGAUAAUGAUCACCACUCGGAAUAAGGAAGUUGCACUGUCUGCUGAUCCAUACAGUAUUCCCCAUGAACCUCGAUGCCUAACACCAGAGAAGAGUUGGGAACUGCUUUGCAAGAAAGCAUUUCGCACUAGCUUUUGCCCUUUUCCAGAUUUGGAGAAGAUGGGAAAGGAGAUGGUGGCAAAUUGUGGUGGCCUACCUCUAGCCAUCGUUGUGCUAGGGGGGUUAUUAGCCACGAAGAAAUCAUCCCCAAGUGAGUGGAAGAAGGUACAUGACAGUAUUGAUUCCAUCUUCACCAAAGAUGAAGAGAAAGGAGUCAUGGGCAUAUUAGCUUUGAGCUACCAUGAUUUGCCUUAUGAACUGAAGCCUUGUUUCUUAUACUUUGGAGUUUUGCCUGAAGAUUUCCAGAUUCGUAGAAGAAAGUUAAUCCAGUUGUGGAUUGCUGAAGGGUUCAUAUCAGGGGAAGGAAAAGAAAGAAUGGAGGUCGUCGCGAAAAGAUAUUUAGAGGAUCUGGUGGACAGGUGCAUGGUUCAAAUGGCAAAAGCAGAAUCGAAGUGGAGUUGGACGGGUUGGAUAACAUGUAACGUUCAUGAUCUGAUGCGAGAUUUGUGCGUGCAGAAGUCAAGAGAGCAAAAUUUCAUCGGGGUUUACCCAGAAGACAAUUCAAAUAAAUUGAGGAGACAAGCUAUCCAUUUUGAGCAUGAAAGGUACGUUUCCUCUAUGCAACAGCAAGCCCAAACAACUUCACAUCUACGAUCUCUUCUGUUUUUUGAGAAUGCUGUAGCUGAUACACAAACAGUAAUGACGAAGAAGCAACUCAGUACUAUUUGUAGGGGAUUCAAAUUACUUAGAGUCUUAGACCUUCAGGGAUCUAAAUGUUUAAAAAGUCUACCUGCAGAAAUAGGAUCACUAAUCCACUUGAGGUACUUGGGGCUAAGUCUUACAGGUAUAAAACAGCUCCCAUCAUCUAUUGGCAAUUUACUGAGUUUGCAAUUUCUAUAUUUAGACACUGAAUGGGAUACAAUUAUACCGAACGUGAUAUGGAAGAUGGAAAAUUUAAGACAUUUAUAUGUCAAUUCCUGUGGCUACUUGCGGGUGGAUACUCUGUCAAACCUGCAAAGCUUAAAUUGUAUCACGGCGAACAGCUGGGUAAGGCAAGACUUGAGCAAGUUGACUCAUCUUCGGAAGCUAUGGAUCAAGGAGAUUUCGACAACCCAAGUUGAAGCAAUACUCAAAUCUGUCAUUCAGUUUUUCUACCUAAGAAAUUUGUCAUUGUAUUUGCAGCGGCAAUCAGGAGAAGUAGAAAUGUUUCAAAGUCUUUCAGCGCUUUCUUCUUGUCAUGAUCUUCUUAAUCUGACGUUGUCAGGAAAGAUAGAGAAGUUACCUGAACCACAUGAGUUUCCAGAAAAACUCGGCAAGCUAUUUCUGCAACAUUCUUUAUUAGAAGACCCCUUUUUAGUACUUGGGAAGCUACCAAAUUUGAAGAUACUUGUAUUGUUUAACUCAUAUGUGGGGAAGCAGAUGGUUUGGUUGGGAAAUGAAUUUCCACUACUUGAGUUUCUACAUAUUAGUUUCCAUAUGGAAGUUGAGGAAUGGAGAGUAGAGGAAGGAGCAAUGCCAAGACUGAGGAUUUUGAACAUUGGAUAUUGCAAAAAUCUGAGAAUGGUUCCAAAAGGAUUACAAUCCAUCACUAGCCUCCAACAAUUAAAGUUGUAUGGGAUGAGAGGAUCAUUAUUCAUGGACAAGCUGCAGGGAGAAGAUCGUCACAAUGUUCAACACAUACCCUCUGUUCUCAUCAACGAAACUGCUGAGCAGAGGUUCUUGGAACGCGGUCAACAAGCUCCGACACUAGGGUUCUUCCAACCUACGCGAGUCUUGGAAGGUAUGAACAAUCCGGAACAACUCAUUCUCAAUGAACCACGACUCGGGUUAUUCGAUCGAGGUAUGCAAGCUCCAAAACUCGGGUUCUUCCAACGUGCUACGCGGGACUUGGAAGGCAUGAUCAAUCCGGAGCAACUCUUGCUCAAUGCUCCGCGACUCGGGCUCUUCCAAGGUGCUACGCGGGACUUGGAAGGUAUGAGAAAUCCGGGACUCCGGAGCAGUUCAUGUUCAAAUGUGAACUAAAUUUAAAUUUAGGAUAUUAUACACCUGAAACUCACCAUGAUUUUCAGUAUUUAUUGUUCAAAAUCCACCAAAAAUUGUAAACAUAAACAUUUAAAUAAUUUAUAUGACCAAAUUACCCUGAUUGUGUCCAAUACCUACAUUAUCGUCAACACUAUCCUUC